AUAAAGGCCCACGCCCAACCUUUGUUGUAUGGCACCGCCUCGGCCACAGUAAUAAAACACUUGUUGCGUUCAUGUGGCGUAAAAUUGGAUCACCCUGGAGGACGUCCGUGGCAGAUAACACGAAGUUUGCCAUAAGGAACGACGGCGACUUGGUCAUUAAGCGCAUGAACGCUUGGCUCGAGGGAAAAUACGUACAGAGUUACUAUAAUGUGACAUACGUUGUCUACCACGUCUAUAUCUUUCCACAAAACCCACGAGAAAUAUCGACUCAUUCGCGGCCAACGACCAGUCUGAGCCACCGAUCGGAAACCACUACCACAACCAGUGCUUCAAAAUCGAAAAUACAAGUUUCCCAAGGGGUAUCCCAAGUACCAACGACAACCACAACCCAAGGGCAUGCACAAACUAGCGCCUCAAAUGCUAAAAGUAAAGCUAUCAUCACCACCCCGAAAAGUCGACUGAGCACAAACAAACAAAACGUCACUUGCUUCAAAAAUCAUACAACAGAGCAGUCAGUAAAUAUUCCUAAAAAAUGCUCCUCGUCUUCUGGUGUCUCUGAUUGUUGGAAAGUGGUUAUUGGAUUGAUUUGUUUUGCAGCAUUAGCAGUAAUAUAACAUUAGUAUUUGUGGUCGUCAAGUUUCACAGGGAGCGAAGAUUUGACAUUAUUUUAUUGUGGACAAUUUGGCAAAAAAGUUGGCGAAUUCAAAUUGAAAAUGGAUUAUCUGGAAAUUGAUGAUGUAGAACAAACAACCUUGUAUUGAAAUAAGAUGAUAUAAACGUUUAGAGGUGGGUUCAAGAAAAGGGGAAAUGCUUUCUAGUGGUCCAGUUAACCAUGCUGGGUCAUUGGUGUCAAGUUUAGGUCUUUGGUGUCAAGUUUAUAUGACGUAACCGCAACCGAGGCACAAUCAAUAUAAUAAGUAGAAACGAUUUUGGUGAUCUCAUCUAAAUAAACGGUUUAUCUAUGUAUCUAUCUUAUUCUUUACUGUGAUACACAGUAUACAGUACAAGCUUCAAAUUAUAGCAAUAAAUUGCUAUAACGGCAAAGCAGUCCAACUGAGCAAGCAUCAAGUGAAUUAAAGUAGUUACAGGAUUUGGAGUCAGUUAUGCUGGCGUUUUUUAUUAUCACGUUGAUUAAUGCGAGAGGGGUCUUUGGCUUUUUCUCGUAUGACAUGUCUGUUCGUGAGGGGGAAAAAGUCAUUCUUUCCAGUGGAAUUAGUCAGGACAAUCACCCCACUGCAACCUUUGCCCUAUGGCACCGCCUCGACCACGGUAAAAAAACCCUUGUCGCGUCGAUGUGGCGGCGUAAAAUUGGAUCACCCUGGAAGACGUCCGUGGCAAAUAACACGACGUUUGCCAUAAGCAACGACGGCAGCUUAGUAAUCAAUCACAUGUUCGCGAGCUUCGAAGGAGAAUACGUACAGAGUUAUCGUAGUGUAACAUACGUUGACUACUACGUCCAUAUCACUCGAGAUAGCCCACGAGUUGACGUCGUCAAUGUCAAGCAUAGAUACGAAGAAUCUGUCAUCCCAAAUGGAGUGAAAAGAACGUGGCACAUUAACUACAACGUUUCCACAAGACAAGCCAGCGAUUGUCGAAAGACCGUGCACCUUUGUCGCCGAAAAUCUACAGACGCCGAUAAGCCGGAGAAGUGCGAGAGUGGCGAAAUUAAAUUAAUUCUUCACGUCAAUACGUGUGAGUUUACGCUGGUAUACAACGACACCAGUAACAACACAGCUCAAUUUUACGUGGAAUUUUACCCAUCGGAUGUCCAGGGCAGUUACAAUCCUGAAUUAUUUUUGUUAAGCACAAAAAGCCGAGGAGUAUCAACUGAUCCACCGAUAACGACCAAUCGAAGCCGCAGACCGGAAGCUACAACAACCAUUGCUUCAAAAAUACAAACAACCAUCACCACCCAGAAAGGUCAUACAGUUGCAAAAAAGCAAGGAGAACCUCUGUUCCCAACGGCAACCACAACCCAAACACGUACACCAUCUAGCGCAUCUAAUCCAAGCACAAAAGUACAAGACACCACUGGCUUUCCUACAACCGAGCAGUCGGGAACCAAUCCUACAAAGGCUCCUCCUCUUCUAGUAUGCCUGAUUUUUGGAAAGUGGUUAUUGGAUUGGUUUGUUUUGCAGGAUUGGUUUGUUUUGCAGUAUUGAUAGAUUAUGCGGUCAUCAAGUAUUUUCGCAGGGUGGGAAGAUAUGUUGUGUGCUGUGGACAAUUUGGCGAAAAAGGUGAAUUCGAACUACAGUAGUUGAAAAUGGAUUAUUAUUUGAUGAUACCAAUCAAGUAAUGUGUAUAGCAAAAAUGAGGAGGUACACCCCUUCCCUAAUACCCAGCCAUUUUCCCACCCCCUGUAAGUUUUGGCCUUGUUCAUAGGUGUGCAUGAUGCUGGGGGGGGGGGCAGCAAGGAGGAGCUGCCUGCCAAGAAACAUUUGAAUGAUUGAAUCCACUAAGUUGGGUAAAUUUUUAGUGAAUUUCACCAAACUUUGUGUACCUUUGGCUUAGUCAGAUAAUUUGCAAGUCAGGUUAUUUUUAAGAAAUCAUUUGCCUGCCCCCUUUUUAGACCGUAUGCCUAUGCUUGUGAUAGCAAGUUGUAUAUAAUGAUAAUUCUUAUGCAAUCUUUAUUGCCCUGUUAUUCAAAUUGGCAUGAAAAUGUGACAAGUUUCAAUGUUGAUCGAGAUAGCUAGCUUCACUGUGCAUCAAAUUUUAGAAUAGUUAUAUUUAUA
Molecule: messenger RNA, 2732 nt
Organism: Dendronephthya gigantea
Lineage: Eukaryota; Metazoa; Cnidaria; Anthozoa; Malacalcyonacea; Nephtheidae
Exons: 8
Coding region: 1104-2162 (352 amino acids)
Source: RefSeq, a predicted model, not a curated record